AUGUUGUAUUUACUUUUAAACAUAGCUUUUGCAAAUAUAUUAGAUAAUGUUUUUGCUAACUUUGAUGCCCCUUAUGUCCAUAUUCCUAAUGAUUUUCAUGUUGUUUUUGGAACCUAAAGAACCAGUAGUCCUAACACAAUCACCGUAGAUUAUUCUACAAAAUUGGCUAGUUCACACAUUAUUUUAUCUAUUGAUAAAAUUGGAGAAAUUGCUAAUGCUUAUGUCAAUCUAAAUACAAAUAAGGUAUAUUUAAAUUAUUAUCAUUCAUUUCCACCUGAAAUGAAAUGUUCUAUAUUUAAUGCUCCAAAUAUAUCUAACAAAUUGUAAGUUCAAUCUGGAAAUAAUGCAUUUAUACUCGAACCUGAUGUUGUAUUUCAUUUAAUGAGUCUUUAUAUGGGAACUGGAGAUGAUGAUCUUGCCAGAUUUGAGAUUAGUUCGCUUUUGUAAGGAAAAAAUAAAGCAUAUGCAUUAUUUGAUAAAUAAGGAAAUCUAGAUUCUAUAGAAAUCGAUUUGGAAUCUAAAAGAUAAAUUAGAUUCUAUGUAAUUGAAGAUUUAGUGGAAAAGAAGUUUUCUCAAGAUGAUUUUAAAGUGCCUUGGGAUUGUCAAGAAUCUGAUGUAAAUUUGAGUGAGAUUAUUGAAAAAUUGAUGUUAUUUUUAAAGUGAAAAU
Paramecium sonneborni is the source of this 667-nucleotide messenger RNA. NCBI's taxonomy places the organism in Eukaryota, Ciliophora, Oligohymenophorea, Peniculida, Parameciidae. The record is from the annotation of a GenBank genome assembly.